This is a messenger RNA of Coccinella septempunctata (seven-spotted ladybird), 852 nucleotides long. RefSeq names its product 6-phosphogluconolactonase. Gene Ontology annotation, biological process: carbohydrate metabolic process; pentose-phosphate shunt. Lineage: Eukaryota; Metazoa; Arthropoda; Insecta; Coleoptera; Coccinellidae. The coding region runs from base 77 to 784 and encodes 235 amino acids. The transcript has 4 exons. The record is from RefSeq and is a predicted model, not a curated record. Gene Ontology annotation, molecular function: 6-phosphogluconolactonase activity.
UCAAGGUCUUUAAUGAUAUUGACUUCGCGAUUGAGUUCAAAAACUUGUGCAUUGUUUUCUGGAAUAUCUAAGUAACAUGCAGAUCAUCGUGGUGAAAAAUCGGGAUGAGGUAAUCUCAAAAUUAAUGGACCUCGUUCAAAAUAUUGCUGAAGAAUCCAUCUCUAAGAAUGGUGUUUUCACAAUCGGCUUAUCAGGGGGAUCCCUUGGUAGUUUUCUAGCUACUGGAUUACCCAAACUACAGGCAGAUUUAACUAAGUGGAAAUUGUUUUUCUGCGAUGAGAGAGUGGUUCCAGAGGAUAGUAAUGAUUCCACUUAUGGCUUUUAUAAGACCACUCUAAUAGGGAGCACCAAACUGAAAGAAGAACAGUUCAUAAAAAUAAAGCAAGGAGUUUCAGCCAAGGAAGCUGCAGAGGACUAUGUAAAACAAAUGAAGGAGCAUUUCCCUGAGGGAAAGUUACCAAGAUUUGAUCUUUUAUUACUUGGUAUGGGGCCAGACGGACAUACUUGUUCACUAUUCCCUUCUCAUCCACUUCUUAAAGAAAAUGAGAAGUGGAUAGCGGCUAUUACUGACUCACCCAAACCUCCACCAGAAAGAAUAACGAUGACUUUUAAAGUUAUCAAUAAUGCCAGAAAUUGCAUUUUUGCCAUGUGUGGAAAGGAAAAAGCACCUAUGGUGAAGAGAAUACUGAAAGAUAAAGAAAAUUUACCAGCAGGUCAAGUCAUUCCAACAAAUGGAGAAGUUUACUGGGUCUUGGACGAGGGGGCAGCAAAAGAAACGAAAUAGUCAAUUUGAAAUAUUUUAUUUUUAUAAAUUACAUAGGAUUUCUUUAAUAAAUAUCGCUUAUUAAAAUA